This is a messenger RNA of Anthonomus grandis grandis, 3038 nucleotides long. RefSeq names its product tetratricopeptide repeat protein 7B (gene Ttc7). Gene Ontology annotation, cellular component: plasma membrane. Gene Ontology annotation, biological process: phosphatidylinositol phosphate biosynthetic process; protein localization to plasma membrane. The record is from RefSeq and is a predicted model, not a curated record. The transcript has 16 exons. Gene Ontology annotation, molecular function: protein binding. Lineage: Eukaryota; Metazoa; Arthropoda; Insecta; Coleoptera; Curculionidae. Bases 107 to 2656 code for a protein of 849 amino acids.
GUUAUGUCUUUAUUGUUAUUAUGUUCUCAUAAUAUAAAUAUACAAUAAAAAUUAAACAAAGUUUUAAUUAUACAAAGUUGGGCUUAUCUUAUGAGAUUUGCCAACGAUGACUACUAGAGGAAAGUCGGCAACUACUAGAAUCGAGGUGGAAAUUGAGAAAAACCGAGAAGAUGGCAACUGGCUGAAAGUUAUUGAACUAGCCCAGCAAUUGAAGGAAAAAUCUCCAGACUUUGUUUGCUUAUCAGAUUUUUUAAUCGGAGAAGGAAAACUUGAAAACUUCCUAGAAGAUCAUCCGCCCAUAGAUCAAAAUAUUAAUAAAGCGAAGAUGGGUUUAAUUGAGGCUAAGAGAUAUCUUAACAUGGUUAUAACAGAAGCAGGAGUAAAGGCUGGAGUAGCAAUGGAUGCUCAUUUACUCUUGGGUAAAUUACAUUAUGCCUGUGGCCAGUAUGGAGAUGCUCUUCAAAACUAUAAAUUGGCAGAUUUGCAAAAUUUAUCUGAGAAAAAAUUGCCUCUGUUCAUACCAGAUCUAUUCAGUUCAGGUAGCUUGCAGGUUCAGCCCAUAAUAAAUGAAAAAAGGCGAAGUUUAAAAAUAGUUGCGGAAUCAUAUGCAAUAAAAGGCCUCUGCUUACAAAAGGAUACAUCGGCUUCAAGCAAGUUUAAGAAAGCGGAGAAACAGGAAGAAAUGGCCAGAUGUUUUGACUUAGCCUCCGAUUUGGGCCUAUUGUAUAUGCAGAACUUGGAUAAGGAAAUAAAUUCUACAUCAAUGACUGGCUCAGGAAAUACAGGUAGUCAUUCUCCUUUACCACCUGGUCACCAAAAAGCAUUAGGUGAAGUUCUGGAACAGGCUCUUCAAGCGGCUCCAGUGGUGCUUUUGCAGCAUGGAAAGGCAGAUCUUGCACUUGAAAGAUAUAGAAAUACUUUGUGUGCAAUAGAGGCUCACGGUAUAAAUAGCAUACGUCUGAAAUUUAUGACCCAACUCGCCGAGUUAUUGCUUCAAGGGCUUGUUGGAGACAAAUAUCAACCUCCGAUAAAUGUUUCAGCUAAAUCAUCCUAUUGGAGACCGAAAUAUUAUGCAUCACUUAAUCAGUUUAUUCCACGAUGUGACUACGAAGAGGUGAUCCUAGUGUUGCUGAUUGCAGAGUCAAUGGCUGUGAAAAAUGCGGUGCUCUCCCAAAGUCCGGAAUUCAAAGAUAUUAGAUUAAGUGCUGGACAGGACGCUACCACUGUAUACGAUUUGCUCACUAUUGCUACCGUUCGGUGGGGACAAAUCGCUUUAUUACAAGAGUCAUUAGAAAGAUCAAUGAAGUUCUCUUUCGAAGAUCCCCACCUCUGGCGACAGCAGGCUCUUACUCUAAUCUCAAUAGGGAACUAUGAGCACGCCUUAUCGGUAUUACGGGAAGUUAUUCGUUUAGAAAGUGAUAAUGCCAGCAAUUGCUUGCUGGCAGCUAAACUUUGUUAUGAACAUCUUAAUCGGCUUGAUGAAGGUAUUGAAUUUAGUCAGCAAGCACGUGAAAUGGAAAUUAAGAAUCCUUGUGGGCUUUUAAGUAGAUGCCAUUUAUAUGCGGGUAUUGGGUAUUAUUUGCGAGCAGAAUCAAGUUUGUUGAAGAAAGAACAAGAUACCCUUAGAUGUAAAGCUUUGGAUAAUCUAAAAAGCGCUGUAGAACUCGAGCCAAAUGAUCACCUCGCCAGAUACUUUCUGGGCCUUCAGCUGGCUAUCUUGGGACAAAUAUCAGAAGCUCAACGGCAUAUAAGAGUCAGCCUGGAUUUGCGACCAGAACAUUCUUCGACUCUACAUUUGUUGGCUCUAAUUCUCACAGCUGAACGUCAAUUUAAAUUGGCUCUGUCAAUUGUCGAAGAUGCCUUAGAGGAAUACCCAGACUGUUUAAAUUUGAUGUAUGUAAAGGCCCAUUUGGAGUUGCAUGAGAAAGGUGGAGAGGUAGCAUUAGUAACAGCCAAGCAAAUGUUGGAAUUAUGGAAAAGUUUGUAUGAGGGACAGACUAUCUCCGACAUGCCCGAGUGUGACAGAAAAAGUGACACCAGAUCUGUUUUCCAAUUGUAUACAUCUGAAAUGUCGGACAAAGACUCAAGCUCUCUUCAACUUCAUAACAUUGCGGCAACCAGGGUGGAACAGGCAUUAAGCGAGGUUGCCAGUUCUCUAAGUAGUUUCAGUCCACGCCCAGGUCCCCAAAGGGCGUGGAUGUUGCAAGUAGAGGUGUGGCUUCUGUUAGCAGAGUUGUAUUUGGCAUUGGGUCAAGUGACAGACGUGCAGCAAUGUAUACAAGAAGCGAUGCAUAUUUAUCCUUUGAGUCAUCACAUUAUGCAUAUGAAAGGACUGCUACAUAUGCAUAAAGAAGAAUGGACCGAUGCCCAAACUUGUUUUCAAAACGCAGUUGCAAUAAAUCCACUUCACGUAAAAUCGUUGCAACAAUUGGGGCUGGUUUAUCACUAUUUGGGAUUACAAGGAUUAGCUGAGACUACUUUAAGGGAAGCAGCCAAAAUUGAGCCUCAUAACACCGUUACUUGGUAUAACUUAGGAAAAGUGUUAGAAGCUUUAGGAGAAUACGAAAAGGCUAGCAGCGCUAUGGCCACCUCCCUAAUGGAGGAAAAAAAUAACCCUAUUCUUCCAUUUAAUUCCGUGCCAUUGUGUUUUGAAUAAAACUUCUAGUCAAUGUAUUAUCCUAAAGGAUAAGAAAUGAUACGGAUCAGUAUAUGCACUCGUUAGAAAAUGUACCGAUAUUAAGUUUUUGGAGUCUUCUAAAAUUUCUAUAUUUAAAUAUACAUUUAAGAAUAUUAAUUGUAUUAACCAUUCGUAUCCCAAUACUAGUAACUACUUGUUAGUUUAUUGUUAAGCCGAAUGCGUCACAUUAAAUCAUAUGUGUAAUUUAACAAAUAAUAAUUUAUUCUACAUUGGUGAUAGUACUUUUAUGAAUCCCUUUUUGUUACCUGUAUAUAUUUUGUUUUCUGUCAUGUAUAUUUUGUUUAUCAUUUUUGAAACUAAAUGUGUCAUUUUAUCGUUAAUAAAAAUCUUUCAUGUUAAA